AUGCCGCGCCACAAACCCAUCGAAUGCAAGACCAUCGACGGCACCACCAUCUCCGGAUGGCUCUACACCGUCGACAGCCCAACCCCCGCCCCCGCCAUCAUCAUGUCCCACGGGUUCAACUGCGUCAAAGAAUUCACCCUCCCCGACAUCGCCGAGACCUUCCACCGCGCCGGCUACAACGUCCUCCUCUACGACGCGCGCAGCGUCGGCGCCAGCGGCGGCACCCCCCAAAACCUGCUCGACCCGCUCCAAAUGGCCGAAGACCUGUCCGACAUAACCACCUACAUGACCAGCCUCCCCAGCGUCAACCCCACCCAAAUCCUCCUCUGGGGGAUGUCCUUCGGCGCCACCAUCACCAGCACGUGCGCUGCCAUCGACCGUCGCCCGAAAGCCCUCGUCCUGGUCUGUCCCCUCUUCAGCUACAUUCAACCACACAAAGCGGACAAGGCCUACGCACAACUCAUCAAAGACCGGAUCUCCCAGCUCCGCGGAAAUGAACCCUACUCGCUGCCUCCGUUUUCCCCGACGGGUGACAACCCGAUUGGAUUCGGAGGCGCGGGGGGACCCGGCGGCGUGCAAGCGUAUCGGUUGAUGAAGGCCGCGGCGGAGUUAGGGAAUCCGGGGUUUCGCGAUCGGAUUGCCUUCCAGACGUAUCAGAAACUGGCUCUGUAUCGGCCGAAGGAGUAUGUGGGGAUGGUGAGGGCGCCGGUGUUGAUGGUGAUUCCGGAGGAGGAUGAGAUUUCCCCGCCUGAGGAGCAGAGGGAGGUGUUGGCGCGGUUUGGGGGGGUGAAGAGGGAGUAUUGGGCCGUGGGGAAGGGGCAUUUGAAUGUGGCGACGGGGGAGGAGGCCAGGGAGAUGGUGGAGAAGACGUUGGAGUUUUUUGGGGAGGUGGUGGGGGGGGGGCUGUAG
This is a messenger RNA of Aspergillus ibericus CBS 121593, 909 nucleotides long. It is a transcript of the gene fma-AT, whose product is annotated as acetyltransferase fmaC. Lineage: Eukaryota; Fungi; Ascomycota; Eurotiomycetes; Eurotiales; Aspergillaceae. The record is from RefSeq and is a predicted model, not a curated record. The transcript is spliced from 2 exons. Bases 1 to 909 code for a protein of 302 amino acids.